Pelodiscus sinensis (Chinese soft-shelled turtle) is the source of this 2178-nucleotide messenger RNA. RefSeq names its product cytoskeleton associated protein 2 (gene CKAP2). Gene Ontology annotation, biological process: negative regulation of microtubule depolymerization. Lineage: Eukaryota; Metazoa; Chordata; Testudines; Trionychidae. The record is from RefSeq and is a predicted model, not a curated record. Gene Ontology annotation, cellular component: microtubule cytoskeleton.
AUUCAAACGGCGGAGCGCGGGGGUCGCGCGGCAGCGGUUGUGCGGCUCCCUCCUCCCUAUAAAUCGUCCGCGGCCAUGAGCAGCCGCCUGGUUCCGCAGCUCCCGGCCACCCGCAGAGCCGAGCCGACCUAUCGAGAACAGAGAAGACAAAAGGUUGAAGAAUACUUGUUGAGAAAAAAGUCCAUUUCUGGGUUGCUCAUUCCAGAGAAGCAGACAAAUACCAGUAACAGAAUUGGGAAAGCAGCUAGCGAUAAACCGCAGGACAAAAUAAAAGUCUUAAAAUCUGCAAAGCAGAAAAUGGAAGAUAAAGAAAAUGCUAAUAGACCACCAUGGAAUCAGCCAAGCAACACUCUGGAAAUUACUGCUGCUUCAAAGAGCAAAACCUUAAAAACUACCACUAUAUUGAGAAACUCAACUGUGGGAACAAAUUGCAGUCCUGAAGAUCUUAAUUUAGCAAUUCAUGCUUCCAAAGAUGAAGCUGUUGAAAUAAAAACCUAUCGUGUGUCUUUUAGCCAGUCCUUCCUGCACAAAAGAAACAUCAAAGAGAAGCAACUGAUUGCAGAGAAGCAGAACACUAAUGCCAGCCUGCCAAAGAAACAUGUGCCUGGCUCAUAUUGUGGCAAGAUUAUCUCAUCAAAGAUAAACUCUUUCCGAAAUACACUAGAAAAUGAAGAUGCAAAGAGUUCUUUGGCAAACAAGAAACCUAUCAUUCCUGCCACCAAACCAGCAGUGAGACCACCAUCCACCACCAGCAACAAUGCAGUCAGGAAUAAUAUUAGAGCCUCAAAUUUGGCUAGUGCUGCUAAACCUGUACAUGCCACCUCCUUCCAGAAGAAACCUAUGAGUGCUUCUCAUGGCACCCACUCAAAGUCCAUCCAGAGCAAGGAGAAACAAAUAGUAACAAAUGUAUCAAUAAAUAAUAUGACUGUCCAGAGACAGCCUGAUAGAAGUGGACCACCACCAUCAUUAAAGACAGCUCUUCGUGAUGCUAAACUCACCUCUGUGCCUAGGGCAAAGAGAACUGAGGUUCCAUUGAGGGAUGUCAAAUCAGGAACUUCUGCAAAGUCUGUUUCUGUAACCUGUGUUACCAAGGCCACCCAGGAUUCAAAGGCUGGCAACAGAAAACAUGUUCUGCCAAAAGAGUCAGCAGAUGAGCGAAGAAUUCGUCUGGCUGAAUGGAAGGCAGACAAAGGAAAAGUGAUUAAGAGGCCCCAAUGUACUGUGCUACAAGUAGCCCAACCUGAGACACAGACAUCACAAACUGAAAAAGAACCAGUUAAGUCUUUUUGGGCUACCAUAGCAGAAGAAGAUGAGCAAGGAUUAUUCAGUGAAAAUGUCAACAAAACUCUUGCAGAAUGUCUACAUUUAACAGAACAGGGUUAUCCUGGGGAUGAAGUACGUGCCAUGCUGGAAAAAUUGAUUCAGAGAGUUCCAGAUGCAAAAAAACUUGCGAAAUAUUGGGUGUGUUGCAUGCGUCUGGAACAGAAGGGCCCAAUUGAAAAGAUCAUUGCGGUUUAUGAAGAGGCAGUUCUGGCAGGAGCACAGCCAAAGGAUGAGUUACGACACACAGUAGCAGAUAUUAUGAAGAAUAAUGAAAAUCUUCCAAAGAAUAAUGAAAAUCUUGAGGAAUGUGUGAAGGAAGAGGUGGUCGGCAAAGAAGCUAACUCUUCUCUCCAGAACGUAGAGGCAGUCUUCAAAGAGCUGAACUUGAAUGAAGAGAAGGCAGAUAUUAGCAAUGAAGUGCUCAAAAAAGAGGAAACAGAUUCAUCCAUGAAGCCAAGACAAGAGACCUUACUUAAAGAAGAUAAAAAGCACAGAACUAAAGAACAAAGAAAGCAGUCUGCAAACUGCAAAACUGAAGAUACAAAAAAAGAGGCAACAUUACAAUUUAAGACCCCUGACAAAGAAAAAGAGGGAUCUUAUUUAAUUAAAUACAAUUUGUCAACCACUCCAUAUUUAGAAAGUGUGAAGAAGAUGAUGCAGUGUGAGGCAAAUGACUCUGCUGUUAAAGAUAUAAAAUUCUUAACCCCAGUAAGGCGUUCUCGUCGCCUUCAAGAGAAGUUGUGCAAGCUACCAAAUAUGUUAAAGGAUCAUGAUCCCUGUGUUUCUUCACUUGAACAGCUGGGGGAACUCGGAGCUGUAACCAAUGCUUUUAUCUACAGACGGAACAGUGCACUA